AUGUCGACAUCCCAGCAGUAUCUCAACGGCCUCGAAGGUCAACAGGUCACUCUCAACCCGCACCCGCAAGCCCCGGUUGAGUUUCCUACGGGGCACUGGAUAAUCAUCGAGAAACUUCAAGAGCGUGCUUAUCCGUUGACUCAGGACGACAUCGACAUUGACAUCGACCGCCGCCCCCCCUGCGUGCAAGGAAAAUUCCUCUGUGCGCUUUCUCUCCCUGAGGGUCCACCGGUUGUCGCCUUCCUCAGAAUUUUCAAACAAAUCCCUAUUACAGGAACAGAAUUACAGAGGCCAGACGUCCGAGCCACCCAGGCCGCCCGAUGUGAUCAUCCCACAGAGCUUGAUGCGUUACUUGCUGUCAAGGAACACAACUUGAAAUUCAAAGGCCAAAGCAUCACCCCGCGGGUAAUUGGAUACCGACAUGACGAACAAGACCAACAUGAUCUUGUCCCGGGGGGCUAUCUCGUUUACCUGGCUUGGGAAAAAGUCCCUGGAGUCUCCCUAGACCACAAAACAUUCUGGGAUGCUCCUUUUUCUACCCGGCAGAGUAUCCGUGAAACGUUUGUGAACAUCUAUACACAACUUAUCAAGUCCGGCUAUGACCCAUCUCCGCCAAUGCUAUCAAAGAUAAUUUACGACUGGACUAGUGGGGAUAUGCAUAUUUCUGGGUUUAACAGUGCUGUUGAGAUUGACAAGACCAAGCAGUGGACCGACUUGUUCUUUGUGGCCUUUGGGCUCGUGCAAUAUACCACAGCGUUUGACCAAGUCUUCCCUGUGACAAACCCUGACGCUCAAACUGAUAUUAAUGGCUGGAAGUGGUGA
Molecule: messenger RNA, 822 nt
Organism: Penicillium griseofulvum
Lineage: Eukaryota; Fungi; Ascomycota; Eurotiomycetes; Eurotiales; Aspergillaceae
Exons: 3
Coding region: 1-822 (273 amino acids)
Source: RefSeq, a predicted model, not a curated record